Megalops cyprinoides (Indo-Pacific tarpon) is the source of this 1707-nucleotide messenger RNA. RefSeq lists its product as uncharacterized. Bases 1 to 1707 code for a protein of 568 amino acids. The record is from RefSeq and is a predicted model, not a curated record. The transcript has 17 exons. NCBI's taxonomy places the organism in Eukaryota, Metazoa, Chordata, Actinopteri, Elopiformes, Megalopidae.
AUGGACAAAGCUUUGCUUGUUGUGCACAACGAGCUGCCGAAUGGUAUCAGAGUGUCCUACAUCUCCGAUCAUUGCUAUAAGUGCCUUUACCAGCCUUUGGUCAUCCUUAAAGAUGGCCACAGCGAUGCAUCAGUUACUGUGAGCACCCGCUUUAUCUUGACUCUGAGUGUGGAUACUGAAAAUGGAAAUAGCCCCCUCUGCAGGUGGAGUCAACUGUAUGGCGAAGCAGGACAGUAUUCAAUAUGGGUCCAGCAGUCAGAGCAUCCCAGCAACAUCACCUGUUUUCACGAAGUAGACAAGGAUCCAGUCAACAGCUACUUACCUCUCCUUGUGGCAGCAGUUGUCCUGAUCCUGGUAGCUGUUCUCUUUUUCUCCUGGCCCCAUUUCUACAGGUGGCAACGCACAUCAAAGCAUGUUAACAUCUUGUGCUGUAGAAGUCCCCAGUUUUCAGUGGAUUGUGUAAGUACUCAUUUUCAUCAGUCUGAGGAUGCAACUAACUGCAGUAGGGAGGCUAAAUCAUCACGGCUAAGAUCUUUGGACACAUUCAGAGGAUUUUCUCUGACUGUCAUGGUUUUUGUCAACUAUGGAGGAGGAGGGUACUGGUUCUUUCAGCAUGCUCCAUGGAACGGUCUCACAGUAGCUGAUUUUGUCAUGCCAUGGUUUGUGUUUAUAAUUGGGACGUCGGUGGUGCUGGCAUUCACCUCACUGCAGAGGAAGGGAGUGAGUCGUCUACAGCUUCUACGCAAGCUGACAUGGAGAAGCGUGGUCUUGAUUCUCAUCGGCUUCUGCUUCAUCAACUACAGCCCAAGGGAUGGGCUAUUGUCCUGGUCUUGGGCUCGGGUUCCAGGAGUUCUUCAGCGUCUUGGAUUUACGUACUUUUGUCUGGGCCUGAUGCAAAUGAUCACUGGUCUGAGAGAAAUACCCCUUCAACAACGAUGGUGGAUGCCACUGCAGGAUGUGUUCUUGUACUGGCCACAGUGGGUUUUCAUUCUCCUUUUGGAGACUCUGUGGCUGUGCCUGACUUUCCUGCUGCCUGUCCCCAACUGUCCCACUGGCUACUUGGGAGCAGGCGGAAUAGGAGAUGGUGGACUGUAUGCAAACUGCACAGGGGGUGCAGCCGGCUAUAUUGACAGGUGGUUGCUGGGUGACAACAUUUAUAGACACCCCACAUGUAAGGAGCUGUACCGCACCACCCAGCCCUUUGACCCUGAGGGAGUUCUGGGUACAAUCAAUUCCAUUGUAAUGGGAUUCACUGGAAUGCAGGCUGGGAAGAUCCUCCUCUUUUACCGUAGCAGGAAUUGCAGCAUCCUGAAACGUUUCCUGGUCUGGGCCAUCCUGCUGGGAGUCGGUGCAGCCAUCCUCUCUAAGUGCACGCGAGACCAAGGAUUUAUACCUGUCAAUAAAAACCUAUGGUCUCUCUCAUAUGUUUUCUGCAUGGGCUGUUCUUCCUUCCUACUGCUGGGUCUGAUGUACGUCAUCGUUGACAUCAAAGGCUGGUGGGGCGGCCAGCCUUUCAUAUUCCCAGGGAUGAACUCCAUCUUUGUGUAUGUGGGACACUCACUGCUGGGGGCCUAUUUUCCGUUCAGCUGGGAGAUGAAGUUUACAGAGAAUCACUGGGAACCCCUCUUCCAAAGUCUUUGGGGUACCACUUUGUGGAUCUGCAUUGCCUAUCUGCUGUACAGGAAGAGCUUUUUUCUCAAAAUCUGA